This is a messenger RNA of Emiliania huxleyi CCMP1516, 1203 nucleotides long. RefSeq lists its product as hypothetical. The transcript is spliced from 6 exons. Gene Ontology annotation, molecular function: manganese ion transmembrane transporter activity; cadmium ion transmembrane transporter activity. The annotation marks the transcript as partial. Gene Ontology annotation, cellular component: membrane. Lineage: Eukaryota; Haptophyta; Isochrysidales; Noelaerhabdaceae. The record is from RefSeq and is a predicted model, not a curated record. Gene Ontology annotation, biological process: metal ion transport.
UUCAGCUGGCGUAAGCUCUGGCGGUUUACGGGCCCGGGUUGGCUGAUGUCGCUCGCCUACCUAGACCCGGGCAACCUCGAGAGCGAUUUGCAGCAGGGGGGCUACACUGGCUACCAGCUCCUGUGGGUGCUCUGGUGGGCGACGGUGAUGGGCUUCUUACUGCAGGAGAUGGUGGCGCGGCUAGGCAUCGUGGCUGGGCGCGACCUUGCACAGACGGUGCGCUCCGAGUAUCCACGGUGGCUGUGCUACGUUGUGUAUGUGAUGAUGGAGUGCGCCGUCAUCGGCGCGGAUAUUCAAGAGGUCGUGGGCUCCGCGAUCGCGCUCAACCUGCUGACCGGGGGCUUUGUGCCGGUCGUGGUGGGCUGCGCCAUCACUGCGCUCGACACGUUCACCUUCCUGGCGGUGGAGUACUUGGCGCGCGAGGACGGAGCGCGCUGGUCCCGCCACCUAGUAGGCACGAUGGCGGCCUGCUUCUUCGUCAACUGGGGGCAGAGCUCCACCGACGGCGCUGCGCUGCUGAAGGGCUGGGCCGCGCCGCUCGCCGUCAGCGCGAUCGGCGCAGUCAUCAUGCCGCACAACCUCUACUUGCACUCGAGCCUGGUGCUCUCGCGCAAGGUGCAGCGCGCGUCCAAGCAGAAGGUGUACGACGCGAUCUGGUACGCGCGCAUCGAGUCCGCCGGGGCGCUGCUCGUCGCGUUCCUCAUCAAUCUGGCGGUGGUGGCGACGAACGCCAACCGCUUCUUCUCGGCCGACUGCGCCGAGAUCGAGCAGGGCCCAUACGCCGUGCCGACGGCAUGGGCGGGCCGCGACGCGGCCCUGUACGUCUGGGCGCUCGGGCUGUUUGCGGCCGGCCAGUCGUCGACGAUGGUGUGCACCUACGCCGGGCAAGUGAUCAUGGGCGGCAUGGUCCAGAUCAAGCUGCGCCCGUGGAAGCAGAUUGCGAUGACGAGAGCCCUCGCCCUCGGGCCGGCGCUCGCGGUGGCGGUGAGCACGUACGGCGACCAGCGGCUCUUCAACCGGAUAAACGAGUACCUGAACGUGCUGCAGUCGGUCCUCCUCCCCUUCGCCAUGCUGCCCGCGCUCCACUUCACGCGCUCCACGCGCAUCCUCGGCUGCUUCGCCUCGGGCGGCCUCUACUCGUACCUCACUUUUGCGCUCGCCGCGCUGGUCAUCGCGGUCAACAUCGUGCUCGUCGUCGAGUUU